This is a messenger RNA of Girardinichthys multiradiatus, 1653 nucleotides long. RefSeq names its product extracellular serine/threonine protein kinase FAM20C-like. The transcript is spliced from 11 exons. Gene Ontology annotation, cellular component: Golgi apparatus. Lineage: Eukaryota; Metazoa; Chordata; Actinopteri; Cyprinodontiformes; Goodeidae. Gene Ontology annotation, biological process: protein phosphorylation. The record is from RefSeq and is a predicted model, not a curated record. The coding region runs from base 1 to 1653 and encodes 550 amino acids. Gene Ontology annotation, molecular function: phosphotransferase activity, alcohol group as acceptor.
AUGGUGCGUCGGAACCUGGGACAAUCCACUCGCUCAAUCUACAUGGGGCUGGCCUGCAUAUCCCUAACUCUCCAUAUUCUUAUGGCCUUCUGUUGCCUCUUGGUCCUCCAGUCUGCCUGCAUACUUUCUACUUCCUCCUCUUCCACGUCUUCCUCCGUUCCAAGGAUAGAUCCAGUCUCACAUGCCUCCUCCUCAUCUUCUGCUUCGUCUUCGUCAAAUAAACAACAGACUAACCACCAAAACGGUGAACGGAAUAUUUCAUUAAAUGAGGACGCUGAAAAGGAAAAGAAACUAAUUGGAGCUGGAAAAAUGAUCGCAAAUGAGAGGGGUCGCUCCAAGCUGAAGGAGCUCUUUAAACAUUCAUUGUACAACCUGCCACGUUCAGAACUGCAGCAAUAUGAUUGGCUUCUGAAGUUGAAAACAGAUGCAGAGGCAGAGGAGACAGAAAGUGAAGAAAAGGCAAAGGGGGACCCCAUCACUAGCAGCAGUGACUGGCAAAGUACCAGUGAGGAGGAAGGCUAUGAUAAAGUCACUUGGACAAGAGAGAAGGAGACCCACCCUCCCUGGCUGCGGUUCCACCUGGGCAUCUCUCGCUGGGAGCUAUAUGACAGGAAAGACCUCAACCUGGCCCAGCUGACUCAUUAUUUGGCAACGCAGCGUAUCCUGGGAGCCGUUCAGAAGAAAGGGGGCACCCAGCUGAAGCUGCUUGUAUCGUUCCCAAACUAUGGCCAAGCUCUGCUAAAACCCAUGAGACAAUCCAGGGAUGCUGAGACAGAUGUGAAUCUGUUUUACUUCUCAGACUUUGAGAGACACAACGCAGAGAUUGCUGCCUUCCAUCUCGACAGAGUGAUGGGCUUCAACAGGAUCCCCCCGGUGGUCGGUCGACUCAUCAACGUCACCACAGACAUCAGAGAAACUACCACUGACGAGAGGCUAUCCAGGACCUUCUUCACUUCCCCAGCUGGGAAUGUGUGUUUCUACGGCCAGUGCGAGUACUACUGCUCAACAGAGCACCCGGUUUGUGGUAGGCCUGAUGUUCUGGAGGUUUCCCUGGCUACCAUGCUACCUGACCUCAGCCUCGCUCCUCGUAGGUCUUGGAGAUCCCCGUGGAGACGGUCCUACAGUCGCACAAAGCUGGCACAGUGGGAAAAGGACCCCGCUUACUGUGACACAGUGAAGACGACGCCUCCUUACAACUGUGGUACCAGACUGGUGGAUCUCAUAGAUAUGGCUGUGCUGGACUUUCUCAUGAGCAACAUGGACCGACAUCACUAUGAGACAUUUGAGGAUUUUGGCAAUGAGACGUUUCUCCUUCACCUGGACAAUGGACGAGCAUUUGGGCGGCACUCUCAGGACGAGCCUUCUAUUCUAGCACCUUUGGCACAGUGUUGCAGAAUCCGUCGCUCCACUCUCCUCCGCCUGCGGCUCUUGUCCCACCCUGACUUUCGUUUGAGUGAUGUCAUGCGGGAAUCGUUGGCCCAGGAUCCUCUGACAGCCAUGGCCCCCCUUCUCUCAGAACCACACCUGUCUGCUUUGGACCGACGCCUAGAAACCAUCUUGGGGGUUGUUCAGACAUGCCAGGACAGGAAUGAGGAUGUUGUUUAUAAUGAUUUGGAUCAAUAUGACUAUCAACAGCUUGAGGACAAUCCAUGA